Molecule: messenger RNA, 1660 nt
Organism: Gordionus sp. m RMFG-2023
Lineage: Eukaryota; Metazoa; Nematomorpha; Gordioida; Chordodea; Parachordodidae
Product: secreted frizzled-related protein 5-like
Exons: 4
Coding region: 37-1488 (483 amino acids)
Biological process (GO): non-canonical Wnt signaling pathway; canonical Wnt signaling pathway
Molecular function (GO): Wnt-protein binding
Source: RefSeq, a predicted model, not a curated record
CACCCACUCGAAAUAUCUCGAGAUUUUCGAAGAUACAUGAGCCAUUCGAGGAUCAAAAGAGACCCAGGGAUGCCGGGGCCUUUUAAUAACAAUACCAUGUAUCACGAAAAUUUCUCGGUACGUUCCCGAGGUUUUAAAAAAUCGAUAAAUUCUAGACAGAAUAGGAAUAAUAGUCACAAACAACACAGAGGGCGAAAAAUUGAUACGGAUGACCAAAAAGGUCUAGGAUUCAUCCCCCCUACAUACACGGAAUUUAAUAAAAUGAUUCGAUUUUCAUCACCCGAUGACGAUACUCAUCAAAUGAACAAUUAUAAAAGCGAUUCACCAUAUUCCGUCAAUCGACCCCAAUUUGCAAAUAUUCCAAUUACCGAUGCAGAAAUAGGCUUUCAUAUGAGACGUGGAUAUUCUAGGGUGAUUCCCAGUGCUUCCAUGAUAAUUCAUCAUAAUUCGGUUCCAACGUGUGUUGACAUUCCAAGAAGCCUAACUUUGUGCCAAGGAAUAGGAUACGGCAAAAUGCGUUUGCCAAAUCUAUUAAAUCACGAUUCCUUGAACGAGGUAGUAAAACAAGCCAGCUCUUGGGUUCCUCUAUUGAGCGUAAGCUGUCAUCCGGAUGCUAGAAUAUUCCUAUGCUCUCUCUAUUCUCCCGUAUGUCUAGAUAGACCUAUAUAUCCAUGCCGAUCUCUAUGCAGAGCUGUAAAGGGAGGCUGCGAAUCCAGGAUAAAAUUAUACGGAUUUCCAUGGCCCAAAAUUCUUGAAUGCGAAACUUUUCCACCUGAUAAUGAUCUUUGUAUCGCUUCUCAGACCGUUAAGGCUGCUACAAAUAAUCAAGUUAUAAAUGUUUCCAACUCAUCCCAACACUUUAAUAGUCGUCAAAAUCAAAUGGAAAAACAUCACACAGUUGAAAAAAUAUGUGAACCCUGCCCGAGAUCGAUCACUUAUGAAUCCAUAUUGGAGAACUUUUGUAGAUCUGAUGUAGUUAUCAAAAUCAAAAAUCAUCACAAAAAAUUCACUUUCACUGAACGCAGAGAGGAUAGCGCAAGACAAACAUCGACUCAUAACCAACUUUCGUAUAUUUUAUAUAACAAACAAGUAGAAGCUGGUAAAAGAAGAGUCAAGCGCACACCAGAAGAGGACAAUGUAAACAAUGUCUUACUAUUCAUGAAGGAUUAUAAGGUGAAAAGAAUUUUCAAAGUGGGGACAUUUUUAAAACUUGAAUUCGACGAUCCCAAAAUGAUUUACAUGAAUAGUAGGCGGAAAAGGUUGAGUAAGCAACAAGGCAUGCUAAAAUGCGCGUGUAACAAGCAGACUCAAAUCAACGAAACGCGGAGCGUUAAAUCGAAGGGGGAUAACAGGUACUUCUUGGUGAUGGGUAAACAAAUAGCCGAUAAGAUCUUCGUAAAUUUCAUGACACCAUGGGAUAAAUCCAACGUAAGCUUUAGGAAAGCCGUCAAGAAGUUAAAAAAUCUGGAUUGCGGGGCAAGUCAGUAGAAGAGCAGCAAUAUGACGUCUUUAUUGUCGUUUAAUUUUCAAUAAUAUUUAAAAACGUUGGUCGCAACGUAUACAGUUUAAUUACAUCAUCAAAUCUUAUUACCCGAGUUAUGUACAUAUUUUAUUUAUUAUAUUUAUCUAGAUAAAUUUAUUUAUUUAUUGUACAGUUUAA